Messenger RNA from Coniosporium apollinis CBS 100218, 798 nucleotides. RefSeq lists its product as uncharacterized. The record is from RefSeq and is a predicted model, not a curated record. The transcript is spliced from 2 exons. Bases 1 to 798 code for a protein of 265 amino acids. NCBI's taxonomy places the organism in Eukaryota, Fungi, Ascomycota, Dothideomycetes.
AUGGCUCCAUACGCCGAGCAGAUCCUCAUAUCCACAGGCCGCAGCGACUGGACGAGCCGGAUCGAGGACGACGAAGGUGCCGUCCUAGCGAAACGAGUCAAAGGGCUACUUGGUAGAGGUGGGAAAUAUAGUGACCCGUUCCAUAAUGUCAUGCUUACCAAUUCGUCCUUCGCCCCAUUCACAUCCACUCCAGAUACAGCGUCUGCAUACCUGUUUCCGAGCUUCCGCUACUUGCCCGAGAUUGGGACAGCUCCAGAGGCGGUUGAGAGUUUUCUCAAGGCAUUCGUCCUGCCAUCCCAGCUCCACCCAGUUCAUGGCGUUCUGGCGGAGCCGCAGCGAAAGGCCCUUGUCCAAGACCCGCGGCUACAAAAGGACUUUCCUGGCGUCCAACCGGUGGAUGAUGUAGUAGUUCUGAUCUGCGGCCAUGGUGGGAGAGAUCAGCGAUGCGGUAUUUUGGGGCCGCUACUGCAAGCUGAAUUUGAAGACAAGCUUCAGACGGAGGGAUUGCAACUCAGGACUGAACCAUCUUUGCCUCAGAAUAGCAAUGGGAGCGAUCCACCAGGAGCGCGGGUUGGAUUGAUCAGCCAUAUUGGUGGACACAAGUAUGCCGGAAACGUAAUCAUAUACAUCCCGCCUUCAAUGAAGUGGAAUUCACUGGCGGGCAAAGGCGUUUGGUACGGUCGAGUGGGUCCCGGGAAUGUUGAGGGUAUUGUUAAGGAGACCAUCUUGAACGGGAAGGUGAUUAAAGAGAUGUUCCGAGGUGGCAUUGAACAGGGGAGCAAAAUUCUGAGACUGUAA